AAACCCCUUGCCAACUCACUAAACACUUCCAUAAUCUCUGCAUUGGUCGUAGCCAUGUCGAUCCUGUCUUACCCGUUAUCUCUAGAUCGCGGCCUUCUGGCCAUGAAAGACCUAGCCGACCGAACAUGGAUUACUCUGAAUGGCUGAUCUUCUGAUCCUUUUCCGUGGUAUGUUGCGUACCUUGUAGCUUGCGUAGCUGAGCUGCAGCUUGUGCGGGUCGUUACAUCUAUAAUAUCUACCAACGCCGCAUUUCAGCUUCGUUCAUUUUUAUACUCGGUUUCUAUCAUGUCCAUAUAUGGAUUGAAGUACACAUGGCUGUCGGCUUAAGGUCUCGUUUCGAGGCUGUUAAGGAAAAGAUCCGUCUACACGGCGACGAGGCUCAACAUGAGCAGACCGAUCAAUGGUGUAAUCGCGACUUAGUCCCAUUGCCACCAAGCCGAAGAACAUGGGGAUGGUUUCAUUUCUUUGGGUUUUGGACUCUGUCGUCUUUGAAUAUCAUAAACUGGCAGACUCCGAGUAGUUUCUUGACACAAGGGUUAUCGGUCGCUCAGGCUAUGUUCAUAAUUAUCCUUGGCCGAUUCCUCAUAGCUUCCUUCUCGACUAUAAUUGCCUGGUGUGGUUUGCGAUGGCAUAUCGGUUUCACUAUCCAGAACCGCUUCACCUGGGGCAUGCGAGCAAGCUACAUCCCCUUGCUUCAACGAAUCCUACUUAACUUCAUCUGGAACGCCAUCCAAUGUUGGAACGGUGGGCGACUUGCUGCUGUAUGCAUGACAGCUCUCUGGCCGUCCUACGCCAAGAUGCGCAAUUUCCUGCCAGAAAGUCUACCUACAACUGGCGAUGAAUUCGUCGGCUUCAUCGUCUUCUGGGUCUUGUCAACACCGCUCCUGUGGAUCCCACCCGAGAAAUUCAAGAUUCCAUUUUUAUUCACGUCCGUCUACAGUGCCCUCGGUAUGAUCGCCAUGAUGAUAUGGGCUUUAUCGACCGCAAAAGGUGUGGGGCCCCUUAUGAGCACAGGCGUAGCAGUACCUGAGGGUUCGCUAUGGAAUAUUUCAUGGCUUUUAAUGGCUGGCAUUAAUCAAACGAUUGGCGGCGUCACUGCGGGUAUCACUAACGGCUCUGAUUUCUCGAGGUAUGCUCGAGACUCUAGAGCUUACAUAAUUGGAACAAUUACAUCAGGAUGGAUCACCGGUAUUCUCGUAUGCCUCGUUGGAUUAGUGACAACCAGCGCUGCCCAGAAGAUCUAUGGUGAGAUAUACUGGAACCCACCAGACCUCCUAAUGACUAUGAUGAAUAGCGGAGAUGGAUCUUCGGCAGCUCGAGCUGGUGUGUUCUUUCUAUCUUUUGGAUUUUGCUUGACUAGCAUGUUCGAGAAUAUUUGCGGCAACGCUGUAGCUGGCGGUAUCGAUCUUGCUGGGUUGUGGCCUCAUUACAUCAAUAUCCGGAGAGGAGCUAUGAUAACAUUUAUUGCCGCCUGGGUUGUCCAGCCCUGGCAACUUGUGAACAAGGCAGUGACCUUUAUCCAGGUUCUCAGCUCGUUCUCGGUCUUCUUGUCGCCAUUGAUCGGUAUUAUGGCAGCCGACUUUUUCCUCCUGCGUGGAGGCAAAAUCCGUCUAAGCCAUUUAUACACGACUAAAAAUUCCUCGUAUUGGUACUGGAAUGGUAUCAAUUGGCGAGCCCCUGUUGCCUGGAUCUGUGGUUGGGCACCAACCAUUGGUGGCCUUGUCGUUACUGUGAGAGGGGACGUAAAUGCGCCAAGGGCCUUAUAUGAGAUAUAUUACAUGGCAUUCUUUAUAGGUUUCUUUAUCAGCGCCAUUAUCUUCAUUAUCCUUAACAAGCUAUUUCCUGUUGCGGGAAUGGGCGAGUAUGAUGAAGUUGAUGUGUAUGGUACCUUCACUGCCAAGGAAGCGGCAAAAUUAGGCGUUAUUCCUGUGGAUUUUCAGUCUGAUGUCUAUGAUGAGGGUGGUGAUCUCUCUUUAGCCCAGGAGACGUUUGAUAAAAAGGAAUGAAUGGUUUGCUGUUGGUUUUGUAUAUUUGCCGAGCGUACAUAAGAGCAUAGCAUAUCAAAUUAAAUCAGAGAAAGGAUACCUGCCUAGAAUAUAGGACACUUCGAUGGUGUAAAGAUAAUCUAUUGUUACCUUUAACAUAAUG
Annulohypoxylon maeteangense is the source of this 2148-nucleotide messenger RNA. RefSeq names its product NCS1 nucleoside transporter family protein-like protein. The record is from RefSeq and is a predicted model, not a curated record. NCBI's taxonomy places the organism in Eukaryota, Fungi, Ascomycota, Sordariomycetes, Xylariales, Hypoxylaceae. Gene Ontology annotation, molecular function: nucleobase transmembrane transporter activity. The transcript has 4 exons. Gene Ontology annotation, biological process: transmembrane transport; nucleobase transport. Gene Ontology annotation, cellular component: plasma membrane. The coding region runs from base 312 to 2006 and encodes 564 amino acids.